Molecule: messenger RNA, 1434 nt
Organism: Acaulospora morrowiae
Lineage: Eukaryota; Fungi; Glomeromycota; Glomeromycetes; Diversisporales; Acaulosporaceae
Source: the annotation of a GenBank genome assembly
AUGGUUGUAGAGACACGUUCUGCGAAGAAAACAGUAGUUGUAAGAAAUCGCUAUACCGAGGUGAGCGACGAUGAAUAUGACGACGAAGAAUACAUUGAAAGUGGUAAAGAAAGUGAGGAUGAACCGAUCGUUCUAAAACGAAAACGGAAAACCAGUCAACGCAUAACAACCCCGACAAAACCCACAAAGCAAGGGAAGGUUACCACACCUAGUACAGUAAGGGUAAAGUCAGUCAGUCAAAUCACGCCACUAGCGUUGCGUUUGCAACCAACAAAUAAACCUCAAUCAUGCUAUGAUCGUGCCAGAUUAAUGUUACGUCUUGAGGAAGUACCAGAUUUCUUGCCAUGUCGCGAGAAGGAAUAUAAGUUAAUUUACGACAAAGUAAAAUCGGCAUUGGAACAAUUUUCGGGGCAUCGAAUUUUUAUUUCUGGUCAACCUGGCACGGGAAAGACGGCGACCGUACGACAAGUUGUAAGAAAUCUGCAAAAAAAGGUUAAAAAAAAGGAAUUGGUACCCUUCGACUUCGUUGAAAUUAAUGGAAUGGAAUUGAAACCUCCGGAGAGAGCAUACGCGUCCGUAUGGGAGAAAUUAACGGGCGAUCUUGUCUCAGCCAAAGAUGCAGAGUCAUUGUUGAGCCGAAUUUUUAAUGCGCCAUCUAAACGGAAUCCAAUCGUGUUAAUGAUAGACGAAUUUGAUUCUCUGGUCAAGAAACACAACAAAGUCAUCUAUAAUUUCUUGAAUUGGACAACAUUGUUAAAUUCGCAUUUCAUAGUUAUUGCAUUGACCAAUCGAAUCGAUUUGCCUGUUACCAUGCUUUCUGUUAGUAGUGAUAGUCGGAUGGGUUUGGACCGGUUCACUUUUGCUCCAUAUACUCAUGCAGAAUUGACUACAAUUAUAAGGUCGCGACUUAAAGGAAUUAAUUUAUUUACGAAUGAAGCUGUAGAGUUCACUGCUAGAAAAGUGAGCUCUAUUACCCAAGACGCGAGGAAUGCCUUGUGUAUUUGCAGUCGCGCCGUGGGAAUUCUCGAAUCUCUGAUGAAAGGAGAUAGUACAUCAAAUGAUAAAGUCACAAUAGAAAUAAUUAAAGAAGCCAUUAAGAAGACUAUCACUCCUUGGUCGAGAUACAUCAAGAAAUGUUCCUUUCAGGCAAAAUUAUUUCUUUGUUGUUUAUGUCUAUUGAGGAAGAGUGAAAAAGGAGAAAUCGAAUACAAAGAUGUCGCCGAGAAAUACAUUAAACUGUGCAAGGGAAAGGGGAUCCCACAACCAACUUACACCGAGAUAUCAAAUAUUGCAUAUGAUCUUGCGUCAUCAUCGAUUGUGAUUAUGGAUCCAAAUGGGGACGUAUAUGCUACUGUUAACUUCAACGCCAAUGAGGAGGACGUGCAAAUAGUAUUGAGUGAUGAUCCAUUUUUCUGUAAUAUGAUAAAAUUAUAA